Messenger RNA from Pelobates fuscus (common spadefoot toad), 5921 nucleotides. It is a transcript of the gene IKZF2, whose product is annotated as IKAROS family zinc finger 2. NCBI's taxonomy places the organism in Eukaryota, Metazoa, Chordata, Amphibia, Anura, Pelobatidae. Gene Ontology annotation, molecular function: RNA polymerase II cis-regulatory region sequence-specific DNA binding; DNA-binding transcription activator activity, RNA polymerase II-specific. Gene Ontology annotation, biological process: regulation of transcription by RNA polymerase II. Bases 370 to 2121 code for a protein of 583 amino acids. The record is from RefSeq and is a predicted model, not a curated record. The transcript has 9 exons. Gene Ontology annotation, cellular component: nucleus.
CCGGGUCUCCCUGAGCCACUGUUGGCAAACCUAUCCAAGAUUGCUCAUACCAGGAUUGGCCUUCGUAUUUACCUAUUCCAGGAUUACCCUUUCCAUUUACCCUCCACUCAUCCCACGAUUACCCUCCUCAUUUACCUUCCCCUUUCCAUUUACACUCUACUCAUCCCAGGGUUACCCUGACCAAUUACCUUCCAGUCCCAAGAUAACUCUUUCCACCUUCCCUCCAUUCAUCCCAGGAUUACCCUUUCAAUUUACCCUCUGCUCGUCCCUGGAUUACCCUGACCUCGUUCACACCUCUCCAGCCAGCAGAUAUCAAUGGGACACCUGCUCACCUGAGUUUCUGCCUUAAUAUCAUACGGUAUUCAUUUGAUGGAGAUGAGCGAGAGCAGUACUUAUGAGAGGGAGCGUCAGUUUUCAAAAAGCUUUAUUCAGACAGACACCCCUGGAGCCCUUCACCAUAUACAAAUAAAAGGAUGGAUCUCUGCAGGCGGCCCAGAAAUAUGUACAGAACAGACCAACCAACAAAAAAAUCACUGCAAUUUGACUAUGGAAACGGAGAGGCCUGAUGGAUAUGUAACUAGUGAUAAUGAGAUUGUGCCCGAGAGGGAACACUCCAACAUGGCCAUAGACCUGACCUCCUACACCCCUAAUGGGCAGCAUUCGUCCCCUACGCACAUGGCAAGCACAAACUCCGUGAAGCUCGAGAUGCAGAGUGAAGAGGAAGGAGAUAGAAAGCCCCUUCGCCGAGACACUCCAAUGAGACUACAGGAAGAGGAGAGCGUGGAUGAGUCAAUGGCUGAAACCAAUGGGAUCUCUGACUCAUGCAUCAAACAGGAUCUGUCCUUUGACGGUGGCAUCCGACUUCCGAAUGGUAAACUGGAAUGUGACGUCUGUGGCAUGGUUUGCAUUGGCCCCAAUGUGCUAAUGGUCCACAAGAGGAGUCACACGGGUGAGCGUCCAUUCCACUGUAAUCAGUGUGGGGCAUCUUUCACACAGAAGGGCAACCUUCUACGGCACAUAAAACUGCACUCGGGAGAGAAACCUUUCAAAUGUCCAUUUUGCAGCUAUGCAUGUCGAAGAAGAGAUGCACUUACGGGGCACCUUAGGACACACUCUGUGGGAAAACCUCACAAGUGCAACUUCUGUGGUCGUAGCUACAAGCAGAGGAGCUCCCUAGAGGAACAUAAAGAAAGAUGUCACAACUACUUGCAGAAUGUAGGCUUGGAAGCCGGACAAGGCAUGGGACAACAUGCAUCUCCUAUGGACGAGAGUAAGAAUCCAGAGACCCUGAUGGAAAACAACAUGUAUCUGAUGCCCUUUGAGAGACCGGCUGUCAUAGAGAGACUUGCCAGCACCAUGGGGAAGCGUAAGAGCUCUACCCCACAGAAGUUUGUGGGUGAAAAACUCAUGCGAUUUGGAUAUCCUGACCUCCACUUUGACAUGAAUAUGGCUUAUAAGAAAGAAGCAGAGUUAAUUCAAUCUCAGGUGAUGGACCAGGCUAUCAACAAUGCCUUCACCUACCUAGGAGCAGAUGCAUUGCGACCCCUGAUACACCACUCCACUUCAGCUAUGUCAGAUGUCCCCCCGGUUAUCAGCUCAGUUUACUCUCAGGUCUACCAUCCAGGCAGGGUGGAGAGACCCACCAGCAGGGAAACAUCAGACAGCAAUGACAAUAACAUGGAUGGCCCUAUCUCCCUUAUCAGACCAAAGAGUCAUCCCCAAGAGAGAGAGGCAUCUCCCAGCAACAGCUGCCUGGACACCACCGACUCAGAGAGUAUCCACGAGGACCGGCAGUCCUACCAAGGGAACCAUGCCUUAAAUUCCAAGAGAAAGCAGAGUCCGGUGUAUUCUAAAGAGGAUGGCAAAGCACUUGAUGCCACAAAAUCUAACCUAGGCUCCUCCAAGGAUGUCUAUAGAGUCUUUAACAGCGAAGGGGAGCAGAUUAGAGCCUUCAAAUGUGAGCACUGUCGGGUGCUUUUUCUAGACCAUGUCAUGUACACCAUCCACAUGGGCUGUCAUGGUUACCGUGACCCAUUGGAAUGCAACAUCUGUGGUCACAGGAGCCAGGACCGUUAUGAAUUCUCUUCGCACAUUGUACGCGGGGAGCAUCCAUUUCACUAGCUCAAUUACGUGAAAGGUUCUUUUGAAGUAGACUGCACAUGAAGAAAUACUGCACUUAAUACUCCCACUUUUCCUCAGACUUUAGUCACACUGAAAGGAUUUACUUUAGGUGGAAUUUUUUAAAUUUCAAAUUUAUGUAACAUUUUUAUUUUUCUUUAAUUUCUCCGACAAACUGUCUUAGCCUCCCAAGAAAGAUGAGAAAAAAGAGAAUUAAAUGGCUGUACUUGCUUAGCCAAAAUAUUAACUUUCCAUGGAUUUAUUAGCAAAUUACUAAAGCACUGUGAGUGGUUUAUAAAAUAAUAAUUAUUGUAAUAAGAAUAAUAUAUUUACAAUCAUCGACCAUAAGAUAUGUAGGGAUUCUAGGGCUUACAUAUAUGUUAGCUUGGACGAUACAGGGAUCAUGGGAAACAUAGUUAUCCAGUAUCUCAAAAAUGAUUAUUAAUUUAUAACAUGCAAAAAUAGUUUAUGCUUAUCUUUUUUUUUUUUUUUUUUUUUUUUUAGUGAUUCGUAUGCAUGUGACUAAAUUUCAAAGAGAUUUAAAGGUGCUUAAUAAUCUGUUUUGGAUUAAAUCGGGAAGCUCGGCAGAUCUUGUACGUCUAUGUGUUGUUUGCUAGUUGCAUAGUUGCUAGUGUAGAAGUUUGGUAUACAGUUGCACAAUAGACUGCAAGUUAAUAUUUUCUGAUGAGAAAUCAGUGAACUGCCCUGUUUCUGAGAAUUUUCAUUAAUGUAAUCUGGAGUUCUGUUUUUCUGUUUACGGCUUUCUUGGGGAUUUUUUUUGUUGUUACCUUUUUAAAACUCAAGUGACUCUCCAUCCACUAGACAUGAAGUUUAACUACAUUGGCAAACAACUUGUGAAAUAUAGGCUCCAAUUGUUGAUAUGGAAAAACCACUGUAAUAGAACAUGAACUCGUGGAUUAGCAAAUAAAUCCCAAUGUAUAAUUGGUACUUAUUCAGACCUUUACAUGAAGCCUUAGGUUUCAUGUGUCAUACAGUAAGUCAACAUACAUAUAAAACUGGUGAGUGGACCACAGCGCUGUGGAAAUAAAAACACAUUAUUAAACUUUGGCCAAUUUGCUUUUCCCAAGGGAAGGUACAUAGACUACUCUAUUCAGCAAAAAAAUGUACAAAUAGAAUAGACAAACUGUUACCUUUACAAAGUGUCAAAUCCUAGUAUAUACUUAAAGGAUUUUGAGAUGAAAGGAUAAAAGAUUUCAGUACUGUGCUAGGACAAUAGGAUAUAUGUUCACCUGCCACUAUAACCAUAAGUAACAAAUGGAGUAUAUUCAACUUACUACAAACUGAUCAUCGUAGGCAAACCAUUGGCAAAUUGUGACCUAACACUGUCCAUCUUUUUCUCUAUUUUGCUUCCCCUUCCUUUAAGUGCGAUGUGCAUAAAGGAACAUGUAAAUCCAAUGUAUAGCCUAAAAAUACCCUUUUGUGUUUUUUAAGAAUGUGUGCAAUACUGCAGAAAUAUUAAGGAAAAAGUAAAAAUGUUACUUGUAGAAUCAUAAAAAAUAUGAAUACUCAUCUAUUAGACCCUUCACUACCAAAAUUGUAUAUAUGCAGUGUUUACUUUUAUUUCCACUGCACUUUUAAAAUUCUUAGUGCUCCAGAUGAAUGUUCCCGUACUGUAAGACAGUAUUACUCUUUAACAGUAAGACGUUUGGGAACUCUGUUCCCUGUGUAAAUAUAGUAAGGGAACGGAGUUCCUUUCAGACCUACUCGACUAGAACCCUGCUAUGCAGCAAGUGACUUUUGAGCCAGUUUACAAUAUCUUGAGUCAAAUAUUUUAUUUAGAAUAAAAACUAUUUCUAAAUCAAUUUACAUUUAGUGUACAUUUGCAAGGUAGUUUUCAGGCCACUUAAACUUGCUAUUAUGUGGAUAACUGUUUAAACCAUAUUUCCUAACAUUUUGCACCUGGUAUACAGAUGUUAAAUUUUCUAGCAUAAAUUGGUUGGAAGUUGCUCCAAAUUCACCAUACAUCUGCCUGCUCUCAGGUGACAUACUUAUUUUUUUAAAAAGUUUUCCUGGGUUAUGGUUUGCAGACUUUUCCUGAACGAAUAUUUUUCACGACUUUGUUGACUUCAAAACACCACUCAUUUUAUGUCAUCUUUCAAACUCUGUAACACAAACUGUACCAGGAAUCAAGUGUAGAACAUCAAAAGACUGCAGGUGGCUUAACUUUAUUGCACUCAACUGUAAAUUGGUUUUAGUCGUUAAACCUGGUAUUGAUGGGAAUUGAUAAGGGCAUUGCAAGCUCUAGGACCAGAUAGCCAAUACCUUGUCAGGACAAGUGGGCAGGGUCAUCUUGGAUGUGUGUCCGUGACCCAGAUUGCCACACUGACAUGCCCACUUCUGUCCCUACUGCAGCCCCUAUAUAGUGCAUAUAUUUGGCAGAAAUUACACAGAAUCAGUUUUGAGAAAAAUGGACAAGGCUUUUCUGAUCCUAGAAAAAUGGAAAAGCCCCUGAACCUGUUUCGAUGGGCCUGGGGUCCAAAAAUGUAACUGUCCCCAAAAAUGUGUGAAUGUAUCCAUUGUUAGAUGAAUUUGCAAUGCUACUGAACUGCAUGUUACGUGGUUACUCCAAGCAUUAUAACCACUAAAGCACAAUGUAGUGCUUAUGAUACCAGGAGUAUCCUGGCCCAAUUCCCCAGUUAUGGUGUAAAUCAUUUAAUAACAGUUUGCCCUCUAACUUUCACAGGGUUUCGAGCCUUCUGAAAUGACCAGAUGACUUAUCUCUGGCUUCUGCAGAACUCGGAAGCCAAUACAGUCACCAUUCAUUGACUGAGCGCAUCAACUGACCGUUGUCAAUGUAUGAAACACUGGGGGAAUACAUUUGCACAGACUUGACAUUAGCCAGCCCGGAACUCUGGUUCCAGGCUGGCUGAUGACACUCCAUGAUGCUGCCAGGGGUGGAGUUACACCGCCAGCAGAUAAGGGGUUAAACUCAGCAUCUGGAGCCUUUCACAGCGAAACGCUGCACACACAGGCUCUAGGCAUAACCCUUUAAAUGAGCAAAGCACACCUAUUGCUAAGCACCUUUCGAUUUCAAUUUUUUUUUUAACUUCCAACACUGAACCUAUUAUACAAAGCUCGUACUUGGAUCUUAUUACUGUUACAAAACUGUAAAUCUAAAUUAUUCCAGUUUUCUCCACGUUAAUCUAAAAUCUCAAUUGCAAUGAAUAUAUUUCUUGUACAGUUAUUUGUGUAAGAAUCAUUUUAUUAUAUAUAUAAUUAUGUACAAAAUGAAUCCUAAAUAGUUUUAUAUUUAGAAAAGAUAAAAUUUCUAGCUCCAGUGAAAUGUUUACCCUUAUCCAUUUUUCUCAUCAAAAUUCUUCCUCUAUAUUCCAAAAGCAUAAAAAAAACAAAACAAAAAAAAAACUGUUAUAGAUAUAGAUUUUGGAUAAAUGCAAAACAUUAAGCAGCAAAAUAAAACAGGUUUUAUAUAUUCAGCUAUAUUGGUUUAUUUAUUUAUAUACAUAGAUAUUGAUUUGGAACUAGAACUAAAAAUCUUGUCUUGAUUUUGCUUUGUCAUAUAAAUAAUAUUGAAUUACUUCAAUAUAACCUAAAUUAUUAUUAUUAUUAUUACUGCUAUUUAUAAAGCGACCAGAUACUCUGCAGUGCUCUACAGUCGGUGAAAAUAGACAGUACAGUAUAGACAAACUGAUAUAAAAGGAAUGUGAUUUGAGAUCUUGCAUAAGCAAGCCAUUAUAUAAAGUACUAAAUUAGAUAAUAACAAUAUGUUCUAUAUAGCCAUUCAUGGUUAUUUACUAGAAUAGGAUUUGUGGGGAAUUCAAAGU